This is a messenger RNA of Rangifer tarandus platyrhynchus (Svalbard reindeer), 2736 nucleotides long. The record is from the annotation of a GenBank genome assembly. NCBI's taxonomy places the organism in Eukaryota, Metazoa, Chordata, Mammalia, Artiodactyla, Cervidae.
AUGCCCCGCCAGCACGCGGGCGGCGAGGAGGGCGGCGCCGCCGGGCUCUGGGUGAGGAGCGGCGCGCCGGCGGCGGCGGCGGCGGGCGGGGGGCGCACGGGCGGCGGCAUGAAGGAUGUGGAGUCGGGCCGGGCCAGGGCGCUGCUGAACUCGGCAGCCGCCGGGGGCGACGGGCUGCUGCUGCUGGGCACCCGCGCGGCGGCGCUGGGUGGCGGCGGCCUGCGGGAGAGCCGGCGGGGCAAGCAGGGCGCCCGGAUGAGCCUGCUCGGGAAGCCGCUCUCCUACACCAGCGGCCAGAGCUGCCGGCGCAACGUCAAGUACCGGCGGCUGCAGAACUACCUGUAUAACGUGCUGGAGAGGCCCCGCGGCUGGGCGUUCGUCUACCACGCGUUCGUUUUUCUCCUCGUCUUUGGUUGCUUGAUUUUGUCAGUGUUUUCCACCAUCCCUGAGCACACCAAAUUGGCCUCAAGUUGCCUCUUGAUUCUGGAAUUCGUGAUGAUCGUCGUCUUUGGUUUGGAGUUCAUCAUUCGAAUCUGGUCUGCAGGCUGUUGCUGCCGAUACCGCGGAUGGCAGGGAAGACUGAGAUUCGCCCGAAAGCCGUUCUGUGUCAUAGAUACCAUCGUCCUCAUCGCCUCCAUAGCGGUCGUGUCUGCCAAAACUCAGGGUAACAUCUUCGCCACGUCGGCACUGCGCAGCCUGCGCUUCCUGCAGAUCCUCCGCAUGGUGCGCAUGGACCGGCGCGGCGGAACCUGGAAGCUGCUAGGCUCCGUGGUCUACGCGCACAGCAAGGAAUUAAUCACAGCUUGGUACAUAGGAUUUUUGGUUCUGAUUUUUUCAUCUUUCCUUGUCUAUCUGGUGGAAAAGGAUGCUAAUAAGGAGUUUUCUACAUACGCGGAUGCUCUCUGGUGGGGCACGAUAACGUUGACCACGAUCGGUUAUGGAGACAAAACCCCCCUGACGUGGCUGGGAAGGCUGCUGUCAGCAGGCUUCGCACUCCUGGGCAUUUCUUUUUUUGCACUUCCUGCUGGCAUUCUUGGCUCAGGUUUUGCAUUAAAAGUACAAGAACAGCACCGCCAGAAACACUUUGAGAAAAGACGGAACCCAGCUGCCAACCUCAUUCAGUGCGUUUGGCGUAGUUACGCAGCUGAUGAGAAAUCUGUCUCCGUUGCAACUUGGAAGCCGCACCUGAAGGCCUUGCACACCUGCAGCCCCACCAAGAAAGAGCAAGGGGAAGCUUCAAGCAGCCAGAAGCUCAGCUUCAAGGAGCGCGUGCGCAUGGCCAGCCCUCGGGGCCAGAGCGUCAAGAGCAGGCAGGCAUCGCUGGGGGACAGGCGGUCCCCCAGCACAGACAUCACGGCUGAGGGCAGCCCCACCAAAGUGCAGAAGAGCUGGAGCUUCAACGACCGCACGCGCUUCCGGCCCUCCCUGCGCCUGAAGAGCUCGCAGCCCAAGCCGGUGGUGGACGCUGACACAGCGCUUGGCACCGAUGACGUGUAUGAUGACAAAGGAUGCCAGUGUGACGUGUCCGUGGAGGACCUCACGCCACCGCUGAAAACCGUCAUUCGGGCAAUCAGAAUUAUGAAGUUUCAUGUUGCAAAACGGAAGUUUAAGGAAACACUGCGCCCAUACGAUGUAAAAGAUGUCAUCGAACAGUACUCCGCUGGUCACCUGGACAUGCUGUGUAGGAUUAAAAGCCUGCAGACACGUGUGGAUCAAAUUCUUGGAAAAGGACAAAUCACGUCAGACAAGAAGAGCAGAGAGAAAAUAACCGCAGAACACGAGGCCGCAGAUGACCUCAGUAUGCUCGGCCGGGUGGUCAAAGUUGAAAAACAGGUCCAGUCCAUCGAGGCCAAGCUGGACUGCCUGCUGGACAUCUACCAGCAGGCGCUGCGGAAAGGCUCCGCUCCGGCCCUCGCGCUGGCCCCCUUCCCGAGCCCGCCCUUCGAAUGUGAACAGACGUCGGACUACCAGAGCCCGGGCGACGCCCGGGACCUCUCGGGCCCGGCGCCGGGCGCCGGCCUCCCGCGCUCCGCCAGCGCGGGCCUGGCGCGGGGCCUGCAACUCAUCCUGGCGCCCGGCGAACUGGGCGCCCAGGCGCUCUACGCGUUCAGCCCCGCGCCGACGCCGGCGCCCGGGAGCCCGGGGGACGGCCCGGCGGCCCCGCGCGGCCUGGCUCCGCCGGCGGCGGCGGGCGCGGCCCGGCCGGCGGCCCCCGCCACCCUGCAGAUACCGGCCGCACUGCCGGCGCUCGGGCCGCUGCCCCACGCCGGCGCCCCGGAGGCGCUCCCCGAGCUCAGCGCCCGCCUGGCGGCCGCCAAGGACCGCCUCCCAGCCAAGGAGCGCGCCCUGCGCCAGAGCCUGGACCUGGGCGGGGCGGCCCUGCUGUCGGUCCGGCCCGCGGUGCCCCAGGACCCGGGCCGCUCGGUGUCGGCGCAGAACCUGGCCCGGUCCACCGAGGACCUGGACGUGCAGCUGGCGGGGAGCGAAUCCAGCGGCUCCAGGGGCAGCCAGGAGCUUUACCCCAAGUGGCGGGAAUCCAAGCUGUUUAUCAGUGAUGAAGAGGCGGCGGGUCCGGACGACGCCGGGACGGACGCCUUGGACGCGGUGCCGCCGGCGCGGGAGCCCGCCCCGGCGCCGGACUCUCUCAGGACUGGACGGUCGCGAUCAUCUCAGAGCUCGUGUCCGGCGGCGGGGGGCGCCGAUGCCCUGGGCCGGCCGCAUGUGAGGCUGAAAUGA